Molecule: messenger RNA, 1248 nt
Organism: Tremella mesenterica DSM 1558
Lineage: Eukaryota; Fungi; Basidiomycota; Tremellomycetes; Tremellales; Tremellaceae
Exons: 2
Coding region: 1-1248 (415 amino acids)
Source: RefSeq, a predicted model, not a curated record
AUGUCUUUAAAACUUCUCAACCAUACUUCGUCCUCCUUACUCAAGACGAUCCUUAGAACCUAUUCGAAUAACUCUUUAUCAGGAUUAUCUCCAAAGAGACGCACCUCUUCCACCAGAUACAUAUCAAGUUUGAACACCUCGGUAAAAUGUACAAAACUCAUCAUCCGUUCACCUUCCUCAUCAGCCCCUAGAGAAAGUCCAACUCCUUUAGUUUUUCUUCGAACCAAUAUCCCAAUCUUCAUCUCUCCACUUCUUAUCUCAACCCCUGCAGGAUCCUCAAAUUCGUAUGCAGACCCUUCAAAUAAACACAUUCGUACUCCCGUCGGCCCAUGGAGAUCGUCCCAGGAUAAUCAGGUGUUAUCGAAUGACAUACGGGAACAUCCAGAUUUGGAAGAUAGGACAGAUUGGGAAGGAUGGAGUUCAAUGUUUUCUGAAAAAGGUUAUACUUCUAUCGAGAUUGACAUAUCUCUCCAGUCCUACAACCCCGUCAAUCCUUCCAAUUAUCCGAAUCCCUCUGAUUCCACCCAUAGUCUAUGGGUGAAAGGUUCAACAAGAGAUAUUCUCAAAGAAAUGUCAACGUUAUUAUCGACCGAAAUCCGUUUGUUGGGAAUACCAUUUCCACCUAUUCUCAUAUCGAUGGGAAAAUCAACCGUGUUGAGUCAAUCUUACGUUGGAGAUUAUCCUGUUCAAGGAAUGGUUUUGGUUGAUCCUCCGAAGGAACCGGUAUGGGGUUUAUCAGAUUUGACAAAUUCUUUGAACUCUCCAGGCUCCUCAGGCUCGCUGGGGUCGAUAAGGUCAAUAGAAUCGUCGGCUUCGUUAAACAGGGGAAACUUAUCGAGCUCCUCGCUCUCGCUGGAAUCUUCGGAUUCAGGGGAGGAAGACCGGGAGGAAGUGGGCAGAGUAAAAACGUCGGAAAAGUCGGAAGGAAAGAAGAGAUUGGAAAAAUUGGAAUUCAAGUAUGAACCUACUUUCCCUAUUCUUCUUCUUGGGGUCGAAGAUAGAAUGGAAGAUGUUCUUUCCAGUAGACUAGGUCAAGCUGCUACUGGGAGUAUUACUGGAGGGAGGUGGAGAAAAGGGGUAGAAGUGGAAAGUAUGAAGGAUGGGUUAGGAGAAGAAACGAGAUUAGUGCGGUUUCUGAUCUUUAUCACACCCGAUCAUAAGAUCCGUGUAGUCGGAGGUCUAGUUUCUUGUAUCUCUGACAGGGCCUUACGAUACCUUUCGAGAAAAAGGUCGGAAGCUACAUUAUGA